This is a messenger RNA of Guyanagaster necrorhizus, 2602 nucleotides long. RefSeq lists its product as uncharacterized. Lineage: Eukaryota; Fungi; Basidiomycota; Agaricomycetes; Agaricales; Physalacriaceae. The record is from RefSeq and is a predicted model, not a curated record. The coding region runs from base 188 to 2602 and encodes 804 amino acids. The transcript has a single exon.
AACAAUUCGACCAGUCCAGACGCUAUACUCUUUUUGCCAACGACGACGACGUCCAUGUUCUGACCUUGUCGACUCUUGCUCCUGUGCUCAGAAGGCCAGGUCAGCCCUGUACACCCCCAAUCUUUCCCAGUAUUUCUCUGCCUUUGCUUUCGUGCUGUUCCUAUCUUUUAUCCGUCAUUCAUCUUCCAUGUCGUCCGCUAUAUCGCGCCAUGACCAGGCUUCACGAAGUUGGUGGUCCUCAAAACACGCCAAGUACCCUGCCCAACCCAAGGAUAUGCCCCAGGAUUAUACUCCAGGAAGCUCGACGUCUUCCACCAAAUCUUCUAGUAGCAAGUUCAAUUCUCUGACUUCUGUUUUCAAGUCCAAGAAGCAUCCUUCCCUGGCAAUACAGGACCCUCCUUUGCCUCCCACCCGACCCGUUCUCUCUGCUGUCUCACCGUCGGAUGUGGGACGAUCAAAGUCUCAGAACGUUCAGUACACUCGACCCCCGUCCAAAUCUGUUUCAUCCACCCUCUCACAGGCAGAAUCAUCAGAGCCCCGUACUCCAGUCGACAGCAAUCGCGAAAUGCACCAUCAGUCAUUACUGACCCUGUCGGACACCGAUCCUUUUGCCUCCCAUGGUAUAUUCAUACCCCACUCUCCUGUAGACCCGAACCGUCUCUCGGUUUACUCAAAUUCCUCCAUCACAGAAUACUCCAAACGGAGUGACGCAGUGAUUAACCGUGGAUCUUACGCUUCGUCCUCAUCUCAGUCGAACUAUUACGGUGAUUCACCGUCGUUUAGUCCGACUUCCCGUACGGCGUCGUCGCCAGAUAUACCCGCUCGGCGAAAACUUACGUCCAAGUACAUUUCACGCGUCCUUCUCUCACUUCAUUUCGUGCUCAUCCUUUUGCGUAGGAAAUCGGGAGGUGAUUUGCGCCGUAAUGGGUCGAUGCAUUCUUCUGUGGUUUCUGCGGAAGUCACCCGGAAUGUCAGGGAUGCAGCAUGGGAAACGCACCCAUCUUCCAAAAUUCCAAUCAUCAAGAACUCGUCAUCAGUCACUCUAACAGAUAAAAAUCGAUUGAGCCAACCUGACACUUCACAUGUAACACGCCCAUCGCUUCGCGCUCGAGGCCUGACGGAAAGCGGCGGCAUUCAUCCACCAAACUUUCUUUUUCGGGACUCUGUGAAGUCUCCGGAUAGAGAUUCAACUUCUUUCCCCCGCGUUAUCGUACGUCAGGCGUCCAUUCAACGAAUGGGCUUGCCGCCAAGUGCACCUCCUACACAACGACUUCCUCUUCCUCCUUCCUUCUCCGUGCCUAUAGUCGAUGACGACGCAGAUAUAAUACUAUCGCCUGACAUAUCGGGAGGUUCCGCAUCUUCUUCUUUCACUUCUUCGAUGAGGGAACCGUACAUGGCCAACCAACAUUACAUUCCGCGGGAGGAUAGAGCGCAAAGGGAUACAUCUCCCGAACUCGAGAAGUCCCCAUUGUCUUCUCCUAAAGCAAGUCGUACCCUCAAAAAGUCAAUAUCUCAUCAGUCCCUGACGAAGAGGGGGAGCUCCAGUGGGUCACCAGCUCCGCCCACUAUUGGGGUUGACCCUGUUGUUGAGAAGGCACCACGGAAACAGAGAUCAUUCCAUCAUACUCGCCUUCCCAUGAUACCUCCCCUCCCUCUUCCGCUGCGUCACAGUAGCAACUCAGUUGCUACUUCUGCAGUUCCUUUAAACACUGCAGGGGAUGCUACUUCCAUAUUGGAUAAGCGUGGAAGUUCGAGCGGAGGGUCCGCCAGUGGUGGGAGAAAACGGCUAUUUUCGGGGUCACACUUUGGGAGGCAUUCAACGUCGCAGGGACCCUCGUCCGAAGAAGAUAAACGAUCGGUUUUCAGUCUUCCUGUCGAGUCUGCCUGUGCCGGUGGCAGUAGUUUGUUGUCACAGGCGACUUUGUCUCCAUCGUCCUCUUUUUGGGACGAGAGCACCCCGGACAUUCCCAGUAGUCCGAGGCCUGAAUACGUCCCUCAGUCGAUAUUGUCACCAGCUGAGCUCCUCGAAGUAGAGGCCAAUAUCCAGGAUGCGCUCAAUUUCCGUAAACAGUCGCGAGAGCACGGCUAUUCCGUGGUAUCUUCUUCUACUGCUGCAGAUGACGACUACGGUUCCAUCCCGGAAGGCCUUGCGGCGCCGUUCUCUCUUGACACUGGUCCAAAUCUAGGCAUAUCCCUUCCAUCUCUACAUUCGCGCUCAUCGAUGCAGCCCACACUUCCUUCAUCCAUAACUUCGAAUUCCUUUUUCUCAUAUCCUUUACCAUCUGAUCCGCCUCACAGCCUCCCUCCCCCACCUCGCCGCUCUCGCCCUAAAACUUCUCCCGCUCAUAAUGACAAUGGAAUCAAACCUUUAUCUCCCCCUCCACGUACGAAGGUGCGCAGGAAAGUAUCGGUCGAGGGCAAUCUCCGGCCGAAUUUGAUGAUGAGGAAACCAUCCUUCUUGGAUAUAGAUGAUGGGUUCGAUCACCACCGUGUCAAGCAGCAGGACCCUCCAUCAAAGGUGAAUGUUAAGGAACAAAUACAUGAUAGCUUCCUUGAUCUCGCGCGAGAGUCAUUUGACGGCUCGCGUAGUGAUGACCCAUAG